UCUUGUUCGUUGACUGCUGCCACUUUUCUGUUCAGAAUAGCGUUCCGUCUUCCCUAGUAACAGUGACGCUGCAGAAUGCUGACUCCUCAUUGGCUCAGGUGGAGCAUUAUUAAAGAGCCUCGACAUUUCCUGGUUCAUUUGUCCUGUUUGUGAGUCAAGCGAGUGUUCGUCACUUUUGUCUUUCUCUGCGGGAUUAAAAGUGGCAAACAUCUUUUUGUUUCGUGCUGGCAUCAUGAACUUGUUUUUAGUCUUUCUUCUGGUCGUGCAAAUGCACAGCGUGACGCCUGGUUCGGUCUGUACAGUGUCAUUGUCCAUAGUGGUCACUUGUGGUAGUACAGAAAGGUGUGAUGCAUUCCAGACUCUACCAUCAUCCAACAGUGAUUCACACGCUGCAGUAUUUCCACACUGCGUCCUCUCAAGUUCCAAACUUCCCAGAGUUUGUGAGUGUUGGUUAUGUUGAUGGAGUUCAGAUUUCUCACUAUGACAGCAACAGCAGGAAAGCAGAAGCCAAACAGGACUGGAUGAACAAAAUCACAGCAGAGGAUCCAAAAUACUGGGAGAGACAAACAGAGAUCAGUGUUGAUAAUGAGUUUAGUGACAAAAUUAACCUUGAACUUCGUAAGAAGCGUUUCAACCAAACUGAAGGUGUUCACAUUGUCCAGGCGAUGUAUGGAUGUGAAUGGAAUGAUGAGACUGAUGAAGUUAAAGGUUGGCGUCAGGAAGGUUAUGAUGGAGAAGAUUUCAUAUCGUUGGACAUGAAGACAUGGACAUUUACUGCAGCAAAACAACAAGCUUUCCCCUCCAAACUCAAGUUGGACCAGAACAGACAUCUACUAGACUACAAUAAGUAUUACUUCACUAAGCUAUGUCCUUCUUACUUGAAGAAGCAUGUGAACAAUGGGAAGGAGGUCCUAAUGAGAACAGAGCUUCCAGAGGUGUUCCUCCUCCAGAAGAGGCCGUCCUCUCCGGUCAACUGCAUGGCGACAGGUUUCUACCCCGACCGUGCCGACCUGUUUUGGAGGAAAGACGGCGAGCAGAUCUUCGAGGACGUGGAGCACGGAGAGAUACUCCCCAACCACGACGGAACCUUCCAGAUGUCGGUGGAGCUGAAAGUGGAGGUGACGGCCGACGUGGAGGGCAAGUACGAAUGUGUGUUUCGGCUGUCUGGCGUCAAGGAGGACUUGGUCACCAAGCUGGAGAGAAGAAGCAUCCUGAGCAACGCAAGCCAUGAAGACAACUUGAGCGUCGCCCUCGCUGCCACGGCGGUGGUCGUCGCUGUGGCGGCCGUCCUGGCGGCCAUCAUCAUCGUCAUGGUCAGGCGUCACAGAAACAGACAAGUGAUUCACACGCUGCAGUAUUUCCACACUGCGUCCUCUCAAGUUCCAAACUUCCCAGAGUUUGUGAGUGUUGGUUAUGUUGAUGGAGUUCAGAUUUCUCACUAUGACAGCAACAGCAGGAAAGCAGAAGCCAAACAGGACUGGAUGAACAAAAUCACAGCAGAGGAUCCAAAAUACUGGGAGAGACAAACAGAGAUCAGUGUUGAUAAUGAGUUUAGUGACAAAAUUAACCUUGAACUUCGUAAGAAGCGUUUCAACCAAACUGAAGGUGUUCACAUUGUCCAGGCGAUGUAUGGAUGUGAAUGGAAUGAUGAGACUGAUGAAGUUAAAGGUUGGCGUCAGGAAGGUUAUGAUGGAGAAGAUUUCAUAUCGUUGGACAUGAAGACAUGGACAUUUACUGCAGCAAAACAACAAGCUUUCCCCUCCAAAGUCAAGUUGGACCAGAACAGACUUCUACUAGACUACAAUAAGUAUUACUUCACUAAGCUAUGUCCUUCUUACUUGAAGAAGCAUGUGAACAAUGGGAAGGAGGUCCUAAUGAGAACAGAGCUUCCAGAGGUGUUCCUCCUCCAGAAGAGGCCGUCCUCUCCGGUCAGCUGCAUGGCGACAGGUUUCUACCCCGACCGUGCCGACCUGUUUUGGAGGAAAGACGGCGAGCAGAUCUUCGAGGACGUGGAGCACGGAGAGAUACUCCCCAACCACGACGGAACCUUCCAGAUGUCGGUGGAGCUGAAAGUGGAGGUGACGGCCGACGUGGAGGGCAAGUACGAAUGUGUGUUUCGGCUGUCUGGCGUCAAGGAGGACUUGGUCACCAAGCUGGAGAGAAGAAGCAUCCUGAGCAACGCAAGCCAUGAAGACAACUUGAGCGUCGCCCUCGCUGCCACGGCGGUGGUCGUCGCUGUGGCGGCCGUCCUGGCGGCCAUCAUCAUCGUCAUGGUCAGGCGUCACAGAAACAGACAAGCCCAGUACGAUCCAGCUCCUCGCAACGGCGUCGAGCUCCCCGAGAUCGUGGCGGCUGAAGGCUGAGUUAGCUCACAUGGACUGUCUGCACCUCCAAAUGUUCUUGUGUGAAGAUGAUGUUCAACUUGGAUUCAUGUGCUUCUGUUGGGAAUGUGCUGAGUCAUCUUCUUCCUCCAGGAUGCUUUGUGCACUGGAACACAGAGAGAUGUCUCCAUCGCUGAGGGACGUCAUCACACUCGGAGAUGUGCUUUGUUCUUCAUCCCACUGCUCCUCACGCUAUUCCAUGUAUUCUUCUUUGGCCGUUAAAAUACUUUUAAGAUCAAACGUCGGUGGCUAUCAAAUCAUUCGGGGCUCACGUUUCAUGGCCUUGACAUCAUGACGAGGAUUUCUUCUUUCUUUGAAUCGCCGCUGCUUAUGAUCAAUAUCACAUUGUGUCACAUCUCUGUCAAUAAAUCCGUUUGUUCUCCA
Nerophis lumbriciformis (worm pipefish) is the source of this 2765-nucleotide messenger RNA. The record is from RefSeq and is a predicted model, not a curated record. Lineage: Eukaryota; Metazoa; Chordata; Actinopteri; Syngnathiformes; Syngnathidae.